AGGGCAUAAAAGGGAUCGUGAAUCCAACCAGAGUUUCUUCUCUUUCUCUCCUUAUCUCUGCCGAUUUCUCUCCAAGGCGGUCUCUUUUCUCUCUCUCUGUCUCUCAAUCUUCCUCCUUCAAUCUAGGGUUCCUCAGAAUCUCUUUCCUAAAUCUUUCCUUGUCGUCAAUUUGCUGUCUUUGACAGAGGAAAAACUGCUCUUUUGGUCUCUCUGGAUUUGGGUUUCCUUCAAUUUCUCGACUUCUCUCGGUUUCUUCCGAUUCAAGUUGUGAUUCGAAUAAGAUGACCGUCUCUGAUUCCGAAUCCAUGGUGGAGAUCGGAGUUUGUGAUAUUCCUGUAACUCCAGAGGAGGAGAGACGUAUUGUGACGGAGCUGACUAGCGAAGCGGAGGGGAAUUUAAAAGAGGGAAACUUGUAUUUCGUGAUCUCGAACAGGUGGUACACAAGCUGGCAGAGAUGUGUUGGGCUACUAACAGAAGAAUUAUCUAGUGAAGAGCCUUCAGAAGUUACCAGGCCCGGACCAAUUGACAAUCACGAUAUUAUUGACAGUGAAAGUGACGCUAGUGAUCCGCAGCUUCGUAAAAGGCUGGAGGAAGGUGUCGACUAUGUUCUAGUUCCUGAACAAGUUUGGAGAAAGCUCGUGGAAUGGUAUAAAGGAGGUCCUCCAAUACCGAGGAAGAUGAUCUCUCAAGGGGAUUACAGUAAGAGCUACAGUGUGGAGGUUUACCCACUCUGCCUUAACUUGACAGACAGUAGCGACGAAAGUUGUACCAUCAUAAGGUUGAGCAAACAGGCUUCUAUAAGUCAACUUUAUGAGAUGGUUUGUGCUCUAAGAGGUGUAUCCAAAGAAAAGGCUCGCAUUUUUGAUUACUUCCAGAAGAGUAAAAGCGUAUUCCUGGAUCCUUCAUCUGAAAAAAGCUUGGAGGAAUCGUGCCUUCAAUUAGACCAGGAUAUUCUUCUUGAAGUUAAUGGGUCUGCGUCUUCUCAAUUUGACAUGAGCUUGGCGGGAAAUGAGUUAGCUCUGGUACCUGUAGAGCCUAUGAGAUCAGAUGGUGAGGGGACGGUAUCUAAUGGUUACUCCAACGGUUCCAAGUUUAGCCUCUUUGGGCGAAAUCCUUUCGAAGAUGAUGGUUGUGAUUCGUCGAGUGCCUUUGGGAAAAAAGAGAGGAGAGGUUUAGGAGGAUUGCAGAAUUUGGGAAACACCUGCUUCAUGAAUAGCACUCUUCAGUGUUUGGCCCAUACACCGCCUGUUGUUGAAUAUUUCUUGAAAGAUUACAGCGAGGACAUUAAUGCAGAUAAUCCUUUGGGAAUGCGUGGUGAGCUGGCGAUUGCAUUUGGUGAACUUUUGAGGAAGUUGUGGUCAUCCGGUCAAAAUUCAGUUGCACCACGCUCUUUUAAGACAAAAUUGGCUCGAUUUGCACCACAAUUUAGUGGUUAUAAUCAGCAUGAUUCUCAAGAAAUGCUUGCUUUCUUGUUGGAUGGGCUUCAUGAAGAUUUGAACAAGGUUAAACGAAAACCUUACAUUGAAGCUAAAGAUUCAGAUGGUCGUCCAGAUGAUGAAGUGGCCGAAGAAAAGUGGAAAUAUCACAAGGCCCGAAAUGACUCUGUGAUAGUUGAUGUUUGCCAAGGACAAUACAAGUCAACACUGGUCUGCCCAGAUUGUGGAAAAAUCUCAAUUACUUUUGAUCCCUUUAUGUACUUAACUUUGCCAUUGCCAUCAAGUCGCACUCGAUCAAUGACAGUUGCAGUAUUUUACGGCGAUGGAAGCCAUCUUUCAGUGCCAUACACUGUAACAGUUCCUAAAGAUGGUUCUUGUAGAGAUCUCAGUAAUGCAGUAGGCGCUGCUUGCGGCCUGAACAAUGAUGAGUUUCUUUUACUCGCAGAGGUUUAUGAUCACAAGGUCUUUAAAUAUUUUGAGCAUCCCCUGCAAUCGCUGAGUGCGAUAAAAGACAAUGACCAUAUUGUGGCAUAUCGGUUCAACCAGAUGCACAGAGGACCAGGAAAAGCCAAACUUGAAAUUCUCCAUGGAGAGCAGAAAAAGUCUGAUAGUGUCGGAGAUCUAAAGCUCUUUGGAACUCCCCUUGUUACUUAUGUCAAUACUGAACCACUUAGUGUAACUGACGUUGAUUCAAUUAUUUCUGGAUUGCUGUCACCUCUACACCGGACUCAUUCAUCAUCUAUGGUUGAGGAUGGAGAGGAAAACGGCCACAUUCCAGACGUUGCUGAUGAAACACCUGGAAGCUUAUCACCUAGAGACACUGAAACAGGGGAUAUUGCAGUUGAUGAUGAUAAAGAGCUAUCCUUCAACCUCUUCUUGUCAGAUUACUCUUUCAGUCCCAAGCUACUCGAGUCCGAUUUAGUUGUGAAUCCUCGUAGUGUUACAAAGGUUAUAGUCAAGUGGAACGAGAAAGAGCAUGAAAAAUAUGAUUCCAGCUACUUGGAUGAUCUACCUGAGGUUCAUAAAACAAGUUUCUCGGCGAAGAAGAUAAGGCAAGAGGAAACUUCUUUGUUUUCGUGCUUGGAAGCCUUUCUAGCAGAAGAGCCUCUCGGACCAGAUGAUAUGUGGUAUUGUCCUGCGUGCAAAGAACACAGACAAGCGAACAAGAAGCUAGACUUGUGGAAGUUGCCAGAUAUACUUGUGAUCCACCUGAAACGGUUCACGUAUAGUAGAUACUUCAAGAAUAAGAUUGAUACAUUCGUGAAUUUCCCGAUUCAUGAUCUAGAUUUAAGCAAGUACGUGAAGAACAAAGACGGUCAAACAUAUCUUUACGAGCUGUAUGCUAUUAGCAAUCAUUACGGUGGCCUAGGAGGCGGUCACUACACUGCUUACGCUAAGUUGAUGGACGAGAAAAAAUGGUAUGAUUUUGAUGACAGCCAUGUUUCAGCUAUAGAUGAAUCAGAGAUCAUGACUCCGGCUGCAUAUGUUUUAUUCUAUCAAAGAGUGAGAAGUGAAUCAGAGACAUCGAAUAUGGAUGAGGAUUAGUUCAUUCUUCAGGAUUCAUGACAAAGAUUUGCUCAAGAAGAUUCCAGUCAUUGGUCUCAUUGCUCUAAUGUUUUCUUCUAAAGCCUAUUGACUUAAGAAAUUAGAUUCUUUAACAUUGUUUGAUUAGGGUAUAUUACCAUUUCCCCAGUGUGGGAUAAAAUUUUGGGCAGUGAAGAAACAGAUUAUAUAAUGUGUAGGUGGGUGGAGAAAUUGCCCUGCGAUUAGAUAUUCCAGAUACACUUACUAGUUACUAAUAUACGAGUUGUUCUUACAA
Molecule: messenger RNA, 3255 nt
Organism: Eutrema salsugineum
Lineage: Eukaryota; Viridiplantae; Streptophyta; Magnoliopsida; Brassicales; Brassicaceae
Product: putative ubiquitin carboxyl-terminal hydrolase 11
Exons: 13
Coding region: 282-2981 (899 amino acids)
Biological process (GO): protein deubiquitination
Molecular function (GO): cysteine-type deubiquitinase activity
Source: RefSeq, a predicted model, not a curated record